Silurus meridionalis is the source of this 5465-nucleotide messenger RNA. Its product is annotated as ephrin type-B receptor 3-like. The record is from RefSeq and is a predicted model, not a curated record. Lineage: Eukaryota; Metazoa; Chordata; Actinopteri; Siluriformes; Siluridae. The transcript has 16 exons. Gene Ontology annotation, cellular component: neuron projection; plasma membrane. Bases 867 to 3812 code for a protein of 981 amino acids. Gene Ontology annotation, biological process: protein phosphorylation; cell surface receptor protein tyrosine kinase signaling pathway; axon guidance. Gene Ontology annotation, molecular function: transmembrane-ephrin receptor activity; protein binding; ATP binding.
CUCAGGGUUCAGUUCAGUCAGAUGUGCACGCGUAGUGGACAUAGAGAGCGCGCGCACCGCAUCAAACCGCUCACGCACUCAGGGGCUUUUUUCCUUUUUUUUUUCUUAACACAGAGUGUGCGUGUGUAUUUUUAUUAGACUUUAUAAUUUUUUUAUUAUUAUUAUUUCUUUGCAAUUAUGCGUGUUGAUGCGCGUGCGUGCCUCCGUACCGAGAGAGAGCGUGUGUGCGAAGAGCUCGAGCACUUAUUAUCCUGACCCAGUCCCUCGCGCGCACACACACGCACACACACACUGGACCGCAGGAGUGACGAUUUGAGAAACGGAUAACUCAUACGUACUCACUCACGCACAGGGUCCCAGAAUCUUUUUUUUUCCUGGCCCACGGACCACGGGACAGAGCGCGCGCGACAGGGAACAGUGGAGACGCGAUUCCUGGGAUGAGCUCCAAGCGCCAGAGCGCUCCGGGAUUUUUUUCUUUUUUUGGGUUGCUGGAUUGAAUGCAUGAGAAAAGAAGCCCCCAGCGCGCACACAGGAGUCCAAAACCGGUGCUCUGGGCAUUGUCACGGGUUCAUUUUAUAUAUUUUUUUCCAGUGGGAAUUAAUUCAUUCUAAGCCGCGCGCACGCGCUGCCGCCUGUACGAACUCGGACAGAUUGUAACUCUGUAGAACUCAUUUUAACUCCUUUGCACGCGCCUUCUGGAUUACAGGAGAAUUCCACAUUGAUCUGAUUUUAUAGAUUUUUUUUUUGCCCCGGUUUAUGGAGAUUCUGUCCCGGACUAAAGCUGCAGGACUGUAGGCUCGGUUUGGCUCGGCUUGGUUCGGUUCGGUUCGGCUGUUCCCCGCUCUGCUCUUCUCCGCGCUUCCUAAAUGGAUUAUUGGUUGAUAUUGUGCGGCUUUUUGCUGCGCGUGACUUACGCCGUGGAAGAAACAUUAAUGGACACCAAAUGGGCCACAACAGAGCUGGCAUGGACCUCACAUCCUGAGACAGGGUGGGAGGAAGUGAGCGGCUACGAUGACGCCAUGAACCCAAUCAGGACGUACCAGGUGUGCAACGUUCGCGAGCUGAACCAGAACAACUGGCUGCGCAGCGACUUUAUUCCACGGAAGGACGUGCUGCGCGUCUAUGUAGAGAUGAAGUUCACCGUGCGGGACUGUAACAGCAUCCCCAACAUUCCUGGUUCCUGCAAAGAAACAUUUAACCUAUUCUACUAUGAGUCCGACUCCGACUCGGCCACCUCCACCAGCCCCUUCUGGAUGGAGAACCCGUACAUCAAAGUGGACACCAUUGCUCCGGAUGAGAGCUUCUCCGAACUGGAGUCGGGACGCGUCAACACCAAGAUCCGCAGCUUUGGGCCUUUGUCCAAGAGUGGAUUCUAUUUGGCGUUUCAGGAUCUGGGAGCUUGCAUGUCGCUCAUCUCUGUAAGGGUGUUUUAUAAAAAGUGUUCCACCACCAUUGCACACUUUGCGGUGUUCCCCGAGACGGCAACGGGAGCCGAGGCGACGUCUCUAGUAAUUGCCCCAGGGACAUGUGUCCCCAAUGCUGUGGAGCUAUCUGUCCCCCUAAGGCUGUACUGUAAUGGUGAUGGGGAAUGGAUGGUUCCUGUCGGUUCCUGCACCUGCAUGGCUGGAUUUGAACCCGCCACUAAAGACACGCAGUGUCAAGCAUGCAGUCCUGGUUUGUUUAAGUGGAAGCAGGGUGAAAGCUCGUGUACCCCGUGUCCACUGAACAGUCGCUCAAUUUCUUCUGCGUCGUCCAGCUGCAGCUGCAGAAACGGAUUUUACAGAGCCGACAGUGACACACCUGACACCGCCUGUACCAGUGUGCCGUCUGCUCCUCGGAACGUGAUCUCGAACGUGAACGAGACGUCUCUGGUGUUGGAGUGGAGCGAGCCAAAGGAAAUGGGAGGCCGUGACGAUCUCCUCUACAACAUCAUCUGUAAGAAGUGCUUGGCGGAGCUCGGCGCGUGUACACGUUGCGAUGAUAACGUGGACAUGUCGCCGCGGCACCUGGGACUCACGGAGCGGCGUGUGGCAAUCAGCAACCUGCAGGCGCAUACACAGUACAGCUUCGAGAUCCAGGCGGUCAACGGAGUGUCCAAUAAGAGCCCGUAUCCACCGCAGUACACCUCCGUCAACAUCACCACCAACCAAGCUGCUCCAUCUGCAGUUCCCACGGUACACCUAAUGGGGGCAUCAGCAAGCACCAUGAGCCUUUCAUGGCUUCCACCCGAAAAACCGAACGGAAUCAUUUUGGAUUAUGAAAUUAAGUAUCAUGAGAAGGACCAAGGAGAAGCGAUCUCACACACGAUGACAGCUCAGCGCAGCUCAGCACGCAUUGAGGGUCUGAAGGCAGCGACGGCGUAUGUUUUGCAGGUCCGAGCCAGGACGGUGGCUGGAUACGGUCGCUAUAGCAACCCAACCCACUUCAGCACCAACCACCAAGCGGACCCUGAGAAGUCUAUACAGGAACAGCUCCCUCUGAUUGUGGGUUCUGCGACAGCAGGUCUGGUCUUCAUCAUUGCCGUGGUUGCCAUUGCCAUCGUCUGCCUCAAGAAACAGAGGAACGGCUCUGAGUCUGAGUACACUGAGAAACUACAGCAAUACAAAUCCCCUAUAGUGACCUCCGGAGCGAAGAUGUACAUUGACCCCUUCACCUACGAGGACCCGAACGAGGCAGUGCGCGAGUUCGCGAAAGAAAUAGACGUUUCCUGUGUGAAGAUCGAGGAAGUCAUCGGCGCAGGGGAGUUUGGCGAAGUGUGUAGGGGUCGUCUGAAGCUCCAUGGGCGAAGGGAGAUAAUCGUGGCCAUUAAGACGCUAAAGGUGGGCUACACAGACCGCCAGAGACGGGACUUCCUGAGCGAGGCAAGCAUCAUGGGACAGUUCGACCAUCCAAAUAUCAUCCGGCUGGAGGGUGUGGUCACCAAGAGCCGGCCCGUCAUGAUCCUCACCGAGUUUAUGGAAAACGGAGCGCUUGACUCAUUUCUGCGGCUGAACGAUGGUCAGUUUACGGUGAUCCAGCUGGUGGGAAUGCUGCGCGGAAUUGCGAGUGGAAUGAAAUACCUGUGCGAUAUGAAUUACGUUCAUCGCGACCUUGCUGCCCGAAACAUCCUCGUCAACAGCAACCUGGUGUGUAAAGUGUCUGACUUUGGCCUAUCCCGCUUCCUGGAGGAUGACCCCAAUGACCCUACAUACACCAGCUCUCUGGGAGGGAAAAUUCCAAUUCGCUGGACGGCUCCGGAAGCGAUCGCAUACAGGAAGUUCACCUCAGCAAGCGACGUGUGGAGCUACGGGAUCGUCAUGUGGGAAGUGAUGUCAUAUGGCGAGCGGCCGUAUUGGGACAUGAGCAACCAAGACGUCAUUAAUGCAGUGGAACAGGAUUAUCGUUUGCCCCCACCCAUGGACUGUCCCACGGCUCUGCACCAGUUAAUGCUGGACUGCUGGGUCAAAGAGAGGAAUCUCCGGCCCAAAUUCUCCCAGAUCGUCAACACGCUCGACAAAUUAAUCCGCAACGCCGCCAGUCUCAAAGUGGUGGCCAACACACCAUGCGGAGCAUCUCAGCCUCUGCUGGACCGCAGUGUUCCUGAUUACUCCACUUUCACCACAGUGAGCGACUGGCUGGACGCCAUCAAAAUGAGCCGCUACAGAGAGAACUUCCUGAACGCUGGCUUUGCCUCCUUCGACCUUGUCGCCCAAAUGACAUCAGAGGAUCUGUUGAGGAUAGGUGUGACACUCGCUGGCCACCAGAAGAAAAUCCUCAGCAGCAUUCAGGACAUGAGACUGCAGAUGAACCAAACGCUACCUGUGCAGGUGUGAGACAGGAAAAAGGGGGCAGGGCUACAUCCAGAGCUUACCAGUGAGAGCACAGAAUCCCCUGGCUGCCUGACCAAUCAAAACAAAAAAACACAAAAAACAAAGGAAAAAAAAAAAACUCAGCUCAAGGUGCCUCAUAACUGUCCCUGUGUCUGAAACCCUGCCCUACUCCCUAUUCUCUUGACACGCCACGGUGCAUUAUGGGUAACCUGCCUUCCUGCCUUUGGACCCUCCGGACACUCACCUUUCACAGUACAUUGUGGGAUUUUUGAGCGCACAUGAUGAUGCCCUCAACAACAGGAAGAGGACUGCAGAGUGGCCUACUUCCCAAAUAAUGCCCUAUGUAGUGAAUAGGGUGUGAUUUCAGACGUACACGUUCUCUACUUUUACAAUUCUUUUAUAGUUUGUUUUUAUUUCGAAUAAAAAGACUCCAGUCUGCAUGUGGUUUUAAUUAGGUUUUUCUUUUGCUUUUUGCGAAACGGUCAGGUGGGACACGUCCCCUUUUUUCCGAGCCGUGUCACUUCUUUUGUGUGAUGGACACUAAAGAUGGAGAAGAAGAAGACAUAAAUGAACUUCACUCGCUCUGAACUCUGAACAGACAAAACCGGACGAGGAAAAAAAAAAACUUCCAUCCAUCUAGUGCUAUAUGACAUGUUUUAUUAUAUGUGUGCGUGUGCGUGUGUGUGCGUGUGUGUGCUCAUCUUCAUAUUGAAGGUGCUUUAUCGGGAGAGACAACACAUGCCCCAGAGGCCCCUUUUUUCCUACCUUUAAAUAAACCAUUUUAUGCCAUAUUUUAAUUUCACUUUCUGUUCUAAUGCAUUUUCUCUUUUGUUUAUUCUAUCAAUAUAAUAAUUCUAAUAAUUUCCCAGAAUGCAUUUCAGGCUAAACUAAGUUUAGGAAUAAAACACAGAUUCAACUUUUUAUUACAUUAUUUUCCAAAAUGGCUGCCAUCAGUGAGCAGUUCCAAUAAAACCAUACUCUGAGGCGUGGCCUUGUCUGUAACCCGUGUAUGUGUGUGAGAGAGAGAGUGUGUGUGUGUGUGUGUGUGUGUGUGUGUGUGUGUGUGUGUGUGUUAGUAACUAAAUAUGCACAUGAAUACUGUACAUUACUGCUUUAGCUCCACAGUUGGCGAAUAAAAACCCGCAUGUGAUGAAAAGCAAUUAUAUUUCAAUCAGCUGUAACCCGUGGACGAUUAAUAACAACGUUUCUUUUUCUCUCUUUUUUUAUUUGUAAAAGAAAUAGCAUUGUUUUUUAUUAUAAAUAUGAAUAUAUGCAUAUAUGUUCUAAAUAUGAUCUGUGCAUAUGCAUUAUGGAUAUGAUGAGAUAUGCAUAUUAGAUGAUUCUAAUAUUAUACACAUUCUAGAGACUGGUAGUAAAAGUCCCCUUUUGGUUUUCCCUUGCGUCUUUCAUGGAACUUCCACCCGCUUCACCAGCUUUGAACCUCACGCUAUUUAUUUCCUUUAGUUGUUUUUUUCCGAAAUCAUCGCUCGCAGACGAAGGAUGGAUCACCCACAUAAAAAAAGGAGAACUCGGACCCUCAUAAUGAUCUUAUACUCAUUUAGAAAUCCAACCCUGUAAUGUUGUUGUUCUAAACAGCCUGUUCAUGUUUUGUAACAGAAAAAAACAUUAAGAUAAAAGAAAGAACCUGAAAUUAAA